Molecule: messenger RNA, 2800 nt
Organism: Glycine soja
Lineage: Eukaryota; Viridiplantae; Streptophyta; Magnoliopsida; Fabales; Fabaceae
Product: U-box domain-containing protein 35-like
Exons: 10
Coding region: 89-2458 (789 amino acids)
Biological process (GO): protein phosphorylation
Molecular function (GO): ATP binding; protein kinase activity
Source: RefSeq, a predicted model, not a curated record
CCAAAACUAACUAAUGCCCCCGAGACAAAUUGUUCAAACAUCAAUUUAUUUCAGCUAGCAAAUAAUUCAAAGGGGGGAAAUUAUAAAGAUGUCAAGGUUGAUUCAAGAGAAGAAGCUGGGUGCAGGACGUGUUGUGGCAGUGGCAAUUGAAAACAACAAAACAAGCCAAUAUGCAGCGAAAUGGGCAGUUGACAAUCUUCUUCCCAAAGACCAAGCUCUCCUAUUGCUCCAUGUUAGGCAAAGAGUAUCUUCCAUUCCUACGCCAACGGGAAACCUUGUAUCCCUUGAAGGCAACGAUGAUGUGGCCAGAGCAUACAUGCAACAAAUGGACAACGAAUCCAAGGAGCUUUUCGCUUCAUUUCGUGUCUUCUGCAAUAGAAAGAGCAUACAAUGCAAAGAAAUCUUAUUGGAGGACAUGGAUAUAAGUAAGGGAUUAAUAGAAGGUAUUUCUAAGUAUUCCGUGGAGCUUCUGGUACUCGGGGCAGCUUCAAGGAGUGGUCUUGUCAGAAGAUUUAGGACAUCUGAUGUUCCAAGUCUUGUGUCCAAAGGGGCACCACCAUUCUGCACUGUGUACAUUAUUGCCAAAGGAAAAAUCUCAUCUGUGAAAACUGCAACUGCUCCACUAACUGCUAAACCUCCAGCCCGUAACAAUACAAUGCAGCCGCAGCAGUCUCUCCAAACUCCUGAGAGAAUGGAUACACAAAUAACACGUAACCCCAUCCCACCACGACCAUCAUCAGAGAAGCCAUCAUACAUUGUCCGCCAGCUAUCAUCAGAUGAAGACGAAAUCAUAUCACCAUUCACCAGAUCUGGUAGAGGAAAUUACAUAUCAUACGAGUCCUCAAUUCCCGACUCUGAUAUUUCAUUCGUGAGCAGUGGAAGGCCAAGUGUUGAUAGGAUGUUCCCUUCAAUGUAUGAUGAUAUGGACUCUGGAACUAAUCGGCUUUCAACAGGCUCAGAUUUUGAUGUCAGAAGCUUUGGUUCUUCAUUCUCAGGAGCCAAGUCAAUAGAUCAUGGUGACUAUUCAUUCAGUUCACAAGACAGUGGGACAUCGAUGUCAUCGUCAAUGUUUUCAGCUUCGGAUGAAGUGGAAGCUGAAAUGAGGAGACUGAAGCUAGAACUGAAGCAGACAAUGGAAUUGUACAGCUCAGCGUGUAAGGAAGCUAUGACAGCAAAGCAAAAGGCACUAGAACUUCAGCGUUGGAAAGUGGAAGAACAAAGGAAAUUGGAAGACGCACGAUUAGCUGAAGGAACAGCAUUGGCAAUGGCUGAGAGGGAGAAAGUUAAAUGUAUGGCUGCCAUGGAGGCAGCAGAAACAUCUCGAAAAAUUGCAGAGUUGGAAGCACAAAAGAGAAUGAGUGUAGAGUCCGCUCACAAGAAGAAGAACGCAGAUAUCCUUUCACAUAGUCCUGCCAGGUACAGAAAAUACACUAUAGAGGAGAUAGAAGAGGCAACAAAAUUCUUUUCCAACUCUCUCAAGAUUGGCGAAGGUGGUUAUGGACCAGUCUACAGGUCUGAACUAGACCACACGCCAGUUGCAAUAAAAGUGUUAAAACCAGAUGCAGCUCAGGGACGUUCACAGUUUCAGCAGGAGGUUGAAGUGCUAAGUUGCAUAAGGCAUCCAAACAUGGUUCUCCUCCUUGGAGCAUGCCCAGAGUUUGGGUGCUUAGUGUAUGAGUACAUGGCUAAUGGAAGUUUGGAUGAUUGCCUCUUCCGGAGAGGCAACAAACCAGCUCUUCCUUGGCAACUAAGAUUCCGAAUUGCUGCAGAGAUUGCCACCGGGCUCCUUUUCCUACACCAGACGAAGCCCGAACCCCUGGUGCAUCGCGACUUAAAACCCGGAAACAUUUUGCUUGACCGUAACUAUGUGAGCAAGAUCAGUGAUGUGGGAUUGGCAAGGCUUGUCCCUCCUACAGUUGCAGACACAGUGACACAGUAUCGCAUGACAUCAACUGCUGGAACUUUCUGUUACAUUGACCCUGAGUAUCAGCAAACGGGCAUGCUGGGAAUCAAAUCUGAUAUUUAUUCACUGGGGAUCAUGCUUCUACAGAUGAUAACAGCCAAGCCACCAAUGGGACUGACUCACCAUGUUGGAAGAGCUAUUGAGAAGGGGACUUUUGCGGAUAUGCUCGACCCAGCCGUUGAGGACUGGCCAGUUGAACAUGCCUUGCAUUUUGCCAAGCUUGCAUUGGCGUGUGCAGAAAUGAGAAGAAAAGAUAGACCUGAUCUUGGAAAAGUUGUAUUGCCUGAGCUCAACAAACUCAGAGAUUUUGCUGAAGAAAACAUGCCCAUGAUGAUGAUGUUCGGUAUGUCCACUGGAUUCACUCCCAGAAACAACUACAAUUACUCAAGCUCCACCUUUUCCUCAGUUCAAGACUCCAUGAGUGAAUCCCAGUCAAUGUCAGGGAUGUCUGGAUAUGAAAGCCGCUCAAGCUCAUCGUCACCGGGGAGAAUGUAAACUGCACUUAAUAAUGCUAAUAUGUUACAAGUGGACGACAAGGCAGCAGGUUUAACAACUUGAUGACAUCACAACAAGCACUUCAAAGCCAAGUUUUAGUUUACUUUGUCUUGAAGAAACUCGAGAAUGUAUCUAGCGGUUUUUGUCAAUCUACAAAAUCCAUAGUCGAGUUUGAUUAGUUUUCAACUUCAUUCAACUUUUUCUAGAAAGCACAAUGAACUUAAGUCACGUCUGUACCUUUUUCCCUAAAUUGCUAACCUCGCUUUCAAAUAUCAAAGGUCGUUUCUUUGUUCCGUGACUAAUGUCUGACGGCCCAGACGACAAUUUCCAUGGCUGAUAAGG